This is a messenger RNA of Aureobasidium pullulans EXF-150, 1080 nucleotides long. RefSeq names its product Aldo/keto reductase. Gene Ontology annotation, biological process: dehydro-D-arabinono-1,4-lactone biosynthetic process. The record is from RefSeq and is a predicted model, not a curated record. Bases 1 to 1080 code for a protein of 359 amino acids. Lineage: Eukaryota; Fungi; Ascomycota; Dothideomycetes; Dothideales; Saccotheciaceae. Gene Ontology annotation, molecular function: D-arabinose 1-dehydrogenase [NAD(P)+] activity. The transcript is spliced from 2 exons. Gene Ontology annotation, cellular component: cytosol.
AUGGCCUCGGAAAUCACUCCCAUAGUGAUGGGCGGAGCAGCAUGGUCACACCAACUCAACCACGACGCAGAAACCCGCCCCGUCAUCCCCGUCAUCCUCAAUGCCUUCGACCACGGCAUCCGCACAAUCGACACAUCACCCUACUACGAACCCUCUGAAAAGAUCCUCGGCAAAGCGCUCGCGGACCCGCAAAUUUCUUCCCUCUACAAAAGAGAGGAUUACUUUUUGAUGACCAAAGUUGGAAGAAUCGCGAGUGAGGAGUUUAAUUAUUCGCCCUCGUGGAUCCGCGAGUCGGUGGAACGUUCGCUGCAGAGAUUUCGGACUGGGUAUUUGGAUGUGGUGUUUUGUCAUGAUGUUGAGUUUAUCUCUGAUGCUGGUGUUGUCGAAGCCGUCAGGACACUUUGGGAAUUCGUCGAGCAGGGCAAGAUCAGAUAUGUAGGUAUCAGUGGCUACCCUAUCGACAAAUUAGUCAGAGUGGCGAGAUUGUGCAAGGAGAAAUUGGGAAGACCGUUGGAUAUCGUGCAGAAUUGGGGACAACUGACAUUGCAAAAUACGAAGUUGAGGACGGAAGGGUUGAGACAGUUGGGGGAGGCUGGAGUGAAGAUGGUGUGCUCAUCUUCUCCGUUGAAUAUUGGGUUGUUGAGGGCGCAAGGUGUGCCUAUUGGACGAUUAGGCGACUGGCAUCCCGCUCCCUCAGAUCUCCGUCUCGCCGUCUCAAAAGCAGCAGAUCUCGUUGCAGAAAAGGGAGAUGAUCUCGCCAGCCUAGCUCUACGCUUCGCCGUCCGAGAAACAGCAAGGAAGGAAAAGGGACUACCUGCCAUGGCACUUAUCAUGGGACCAGGCAGUGUAGCAGAAGUCGAAUCCUGUGCUGCUGCUGCCAAAAGCGUACGGGACCAAAACACUCAAGGGAAGUUUGGAGAUCUGAGAGAUGAUACUGUGUUGGAUAAGGAAGGAGUACAGAGUGAUGAACCUCUUGUACAGGGCGUCAGAGAGAUUCUUGGAAGGUGGAUUGACUUUUCAUUCGAGAGCCCACCCAAGGGGUGGGAUGUUGAAGCUGGUAAGAUGGGCAAAGUCGAGUGA